AUGGAGGUGAGCUGCGGAGACCCUCGUCCGCCCCCUCACCCCCCAGGCCUGAGGGAGGGACUUGAGCCGAAAGUCGCGUUCCGUGGAGGUGCGAAUCGCUGCUGGAACCUCAGUGCGGACGCCAGCAGUCGACUAACAGAUGUCUUCAACAGCGUGAUGCUGACGGGCUCCCCUUCCUUCUAUGAUUGCUACAAAUCGCAGAAUGAAGAUAGUGUUGACCUAAGGCAGACCUAUGCUCCACUUUCUUCAUCAACGGAAUAUGCAAGUUCUGUAGAUUCUUCACUUUUCUAUGCACCAUGGUCUACAUAUGGAGAUGAUAUUAAACAGCCCUCUAAUUCUCAGAUCAAUGUAAAGAACAGGAUUCAAACAGAAAGAAAUGACUAUGGUAGUGAAACAGACUUAUAUGGACUUGUGUCUAACAUUUUGGAAGAACAAGAUAAAUCACAGCCAUACUUUGCUGAGGGGACCUGUUCCUCCAGUUUAAAGUCAGUAUGGCCAAUGAACACAAGCAGGUUUGCAGAUCACCAUGACCUCUUAACAGAAACCAAAAGGCCAGUAGAUACAGCCAUCUCUCAGCAAGCUUUUUAUACCGGUGAAUCUGUGUCAGCAGUGGAAAAGCAGUACCUACAUAACAGUAAUCUCAUACCACAACAAAAAAUAGAUGAACUUUAUCAUGGAUUUACUGGUUUAGACCUUGAAGAACAAUGGAUGUACCCCUCACGAAAUGAUCAUUCUAACUGUUACAGUAUUCAGCCAAAUGAUACAGCUAAGACAGCAUUUCAAGAAUAUCCAUUUAUCAAAAAUUGUUUUACAUCACAAACUGGUCUGUCUGAUGUCAUGAAAGAAUCUGGAGUUGAUACUUACUCUUAUGGAAGAGAGAAAAUAUGUGCUAAAGGUCUGGAAGCACCAUUACAGCAAAAGAGGGCAGAGAUAUUUCUUUCCCAAUUUAAUAGGUACAGUGAAAAUCCAGAUUAUUAUAGAUAUCCAGAAUAUGCUCACCCUAAUAAGGCUAAGCUGAGUAAGUGUUCGAAUUUUAGUGUCCAAGAUAGUAAAAAAUUAGCUAGUGCCACACCUGAAACACCAACUGUAGAAGCAGACACCUACACAAAGUUAUUUCAGGUAAAACCAGCAAACCAGAAAAAAAUGGAGGAGACAAUACCUGACCAGCAGAAUUUCACAUUUCCAAAAACUACACCACAUCUGACAGAAAAACAGUUUGGAAAGGAAGCAGCAUUUACUGCUGAUUUUGGCUUAAAAUCAGAAUAUGGACUAAAACCUCAUACAGCUUGUUCAGCUAAUAAUGAUUUUGCUAAUGUCACAGAAAAACAGCAGUUUACUAAACCUGACCCCCCAAAUUCUGAGUAUUUUAAAUCAGUGAAUUUACUAGCAAAUUCAGCAACAUCUUCAGGAGGUAUCAACUUAAACAGACCAACAUGGAUGAAUGUGCAAACAAAAAAUAACACUCCUAUUCUUUAUCGAAAUCAAGGUAACUUGAUGAAAUUAAAUUCUCAUUUAACUGUAGCUUCAAAAGGUUCUAACCAUUCUUCAGAUUUCCCCCAACUAUCAUCUACAAGUUUAACCCCAAAUAGCAAUUUAUUUCAGAAGUAUUGCCAAGAAAACCCUUCAGCAUUUUCUAGUUUUGAUUUUGGUUACAAUGGUGCAGAAAGAAUCCAAUCUGUCAAUCACAUGGAAGGACUGACAAAGACUGGAGAAGAAAAUCUCUUUGAAUCUGUUACUGAUAAAAAAAUAAAGCAGCCAAAUGGAUUUUGCGAUAACUAUUCAGCUCAGCAGUAUGGGAUCAUUGAAAAUGUAAACAAACAUAAUUUUCAAGCUAAGCCCCAAAGUGGACAUUAUGAUCCUGAGGAAGGGCCAAAGCAUUUAGAUGGCUUAUCUCAAAAUACAUACCAAGAUCUGUUGGAGUCACAGGGUCAUUUUAAUAGCCACAGACAGGGAAGUGGAGACAACAAUAUUAAUAGCCGUGUGAAUCGCACACAGGCAUCAUGCUUUUCUAAUAAUUAUAUGAUGGGAGAUUUAAGGCAUAAUCAGAGUUUUCAACAACUUGGUUCAAGUGGGUUUCCACUAAGAUCCACUCAUCCAUUUGGCCAUUCAGUUGUUCCACUGUUGGAUUCGUAUGAUUUGUUUUCUUAUGACGACUUAAGCCAUUUAUACCCAUAUUUUAAUGAUAUGAUGUAUGGUGAUAAUUCCUUUUCUGGUUUCGUGCCAACUUUUGGAUUUCAAAGACCAAUUAAAACCCGCAGUGGACCAGCCAGUGAACUUCAUAUUCGUCUAGAAGAGUGCUAUGAACAAUGGAGAGCAUUAGAAAAGGAGAGAAAAAAGACUGAAUUGGCCCUUGCGAAGAAUUAUCCAGGGAAAAAAGUAUCCAGUACUAAUAAUACUCCAAUUCCACGGCUGACCUCCAAUCCAUCUAGAGUUGAUCGGUUAAUUGUGGAUGAACUUCGAGAACAAGCCAGAGUUGUGACUCUACUGGGCAAAAUGGAACGUCUUCGAAGCUCUCCCCUUCAUGCCAAUAUCUCUACAGCUCUUGAUAGACACUUGGAGUCCAUUCACAUUGUACAGUCACGUAGAAAGGAUGAAAUUGUUAAUGCUUCAAAUCGGCAAAGGCAAGGAGUUCCUAGAUGCCAAGAUGACAGAGAUGUUUUUGCACUUGCUUCAGCAAUUAAAGAGAUGUGUGUAGCUACUCGGAAAGCACGUACUACCCUGUGGUGUGCACUGCAGAUGACCUUGCCAAAAACAGCCAGUACAGCUGGCCAAACAGAUGUAGAAAAGGCUUUACAAGAUAUAGUAAACUGUGAAGAUAAAGUCCAUGAAAGCCUAAAUAGUAGCAAUCCAAUGAACCAGAGAGGUGAAGCAAACAAACAUUAAGGAAAUGGCAGCAGAAAGAAGAAUAAAAAGCUGAUAAGUAAAUGUAUCAAGACAUGCUAAAAAAUUUUAAUGAACUUGUCAAACUUGAAAAUUUCAUUACAUUAAUUGUCUUUCAGAUUUGAAGUUAAUAAUACCUUAAUGAAGUCUAACUUCUAUUUAAAAAUCUAUUUGGAAUGAAUCAGAUGUAGUUGAAAGUGAGUCAAACGUAAAGUUGACUAUUCUAGGGCAACUAGGAAUUCCCAGGUAGUCAAAGGUAACAAGUUUAAAUUAAAUUUUUCAUAACAGCUGAAAUAUUGCUGAAACUCAUUCUGCAGUGCAGGGGAAUGCAAAUAUGAAAUUCUUCUAGAAGAUAAGUUUCAUUUAGGUCUGCCUUAGUAAGUAUAAUUCCAAAUAAUGAAUCUUAAGUGACUGUAACCCAAUUGUGGCUACAGUCUAGUAACCAAAACAAGUUUUGAUUGUGAUAUAAGAAUGUUUUCCUUACAAAACUGGAUAAUACCUAGGGAACAAAGGAAAGAAGGAUGAACCCAAUAUUCAUGUAAAAAUUUAAUAUUUAAAAUACUACCAUAUUUAUAAAUUUGAAAUCUUAGUGCCUAAGUAUUUGGAGGGAAGUGCAUCUGAUUCUCCUAAAUUAGUGAUAAAAGUGCCAGUGUAAAAACCAUGCAAGUUACUGAAUAUAAAACCUGUUCAAAUCAUUUGUGUAUAUUAUUUAAAUUUUAAUUACACUAUCAAUUAUUAAAUAUUUCCAGUUUUAAAGUAUUUUAAUUGAAUCAAAAAACAAAACAUUUCCUUUACCUGGAUCUUUUAGACUUGAUGCAUAACUAAAAUAAUGACUAUUGUUUUAAUACCCUUAGUUUGCUGCCUUUUUGAGGGUAUCACGAAGUUCUAAAAUGUAUUUUUUUUAAGGUUAAUCUUUUACUAGUUUAGUUUGCAAUUGGUUAGUGUAUAUUUUGUGUAGUUAUGUUCAUUAGUUUGCUUCUGAAUUUUUUUAAAAGAGCUCUUGAAAGCUUGGCUUUUUCUGUUUCUCAUCACUUAAUAUCUUUGUAUGGAACCCAAGUAAUUUAUUCAGUAAUAUGAAAUGUUGGUAUUAUGUGACUCAGAAGAUCUUGGGUUUUAACAUUUCUAGCAUGAGUUAAACUAUAAUAUAAUGUACUGAUGAAAUUUAAUUGAACUACCCUUGACUAGAAACACUAAUGUUUUAAAUGUUGGUGUUUUUCUUAGUUUUAGAAAUCCUGGUAUUAAAAAAAAAAAAAGAGUGUAAUCACACCACAUAAAUUUUCUUUAGAUGAUGUGCGGAAGAAACUGAUUGAGAAUGCAGGAGUAACUGUAGGGAGAAACAUUUUGAUCACUGAAAUGCCUUAAAACUACCCAAAUGAAUUACAUUGAGGGUAGUCAAAUAAAAUAGAUCAUCCCACCACAGUCACUGCAUAGAAAGUGGUUAAGUUUGAUAUAAGACAUGUUGGAUGUUAUGGAAACAAAUAUUGUACUGAAUUUAGUCUCAAGAAAAGUAAAUAAAUUGCUUUGUUGAAAAUAGUUUUUUUUAUGAGUUUGUAUUAGUUUCUAACAUUGAGUCACUCGUCAGAAAGCCAAUUAAAUUUCAUUUAACUGAUAAGAACUAGUGCUAAGUUUUAAACUUCAUUAUUAACACAUAAAUAAUGUUGGCAGAUAAUAAACCAACACCAUUCAGAUUUCCUUGGAUUUAACCUGACCUCCUUCAAAUAUGAAUUUUUUGUUCUGCCUUUGUGCUAAUCCAGGAGAACCAUAGUAAAACUUCUAGGGAAACUUUUAUAUACAGUGGUCAGAAAUGAAACCCUAUUAACAAAAAACAAAAAUUAUUUCAAAUUUUGUUAAUCAAGUCACACUACAGAUAACUCUCAAAUUAGUUGGUUGUCCCUUUCUAUUGAAUACCCUCUAAUGGAUGGUUCUUAUGUAACUUCUGAAUUACAACUUAUGAAAAUGUUAUAAAGUUAUGAUAAGAUUUACAGUCUCAUCAAACUGAUGGUUCCAUCAUUUCUAAUCCAAAAGAAUUUGGAAUACAGUUUUUUUUUUUUUUAAUAGAAAAGCAGUUUUUUGUAAAGGUGGUUGAAAAUUAGAUACCUUGAAUUAUAUCAAUGUCUUUCCCACUUGAAUAGUCUGGUACUGUAAGGUUUUAGAAGGUUGGGGGAAUUAAUGACUGAAAUUCCAAAUUUGGCCUAAAAUGUCCAUCAUAUCGUAGAAAACAUAGUUGUUUAAAAUUUGCCUUUUCCAAUAUUGAAUAUUUUAGACAUAAAAGGUUUAUUAGCACCUGAGUUACGUGGAUAACCUUACUCAAAGCCUAAUAAGUUGAUCCUUUUCUUCUGUUUAAACAUUAGUUCAGGUGUACAUUUAACUGUGACCUAGAUAAUAGUGUCCUGGAAAAAUGAAUUGACUACUCUUAAAACGGAUUGAAACUACUACCCUUCAGGGGUCUAUGGAUAUAACCUGACUCUGCUUCAGAGACCAAAAUCUAGGUGAAAACAAACCAAAAAUCCAAAAUAAGGGUUAUUAAAACAGGCUCUCUCACAUGCCAACUGUAGCCACAGCCACAUAUAAAACUAAAAUGCCAGCAGGACUCAAGAGACUUCAAAGCCAACCUACUGUCUAAAAAAGAAGGUAAUCUUUCUGAUCUCCUAAUAUCCAACCUCACAGAAAGGAAAACUGAGGCAGAGAACUUAUGGAUUCCAGGAAGAGGGUCUAAAAAAUAGCAGAAGAGAUUAUUGGACUAAUCAAAACAUAAGUAAAAUUCAAACACAUUCCUAAGGGACUAUCCACACAGAACUCACUUCCAGCUGGAAGGAAUCAGAAUAAAUCAAGAUACUGAUUUAAAUAGUUUUAUUUUUUUAAAAAGGUGGUUAUUUUUUAAAAAAAUUUUACAAUGACAUGGCUAUAGGAGUGUAUAGAGGUGACGCAUCAUUUCCUUAACCAUGUUUUUUACCUCCUGUGGAACCGUAACAAUUGUUUUGUUAAUCUCAUAGUUAAUGGUAUAAAACAGAGGUCAGCAGACAUUUUCUCUGAAGGGCCAGGUAGUAAGUAUUCUACGCUUUAUAGGUCACGUAAGGUCUCUGUCACAUGUUCAUUCUUUUACAACCCUUUAAAAAUGUACAAUCCAUUGUUAGCUUGAACCAUACAAAAACAAAUGACCAAAUUUGGCAUUAGUUUGCCCACCCCUGGUAUAAUGUAUCUACUUUCUGUCUUGACAGAGAAAUCGCUCUCUUGAGGCUUCUUGACAGUCUGCUUCCUGAAGUAGAGAAAGAGCUGCUUAGAACCAAAUGUGGUUUGUGACAAAAGCAGAAAUGGAGGAGAGUUCCUACUCACUUUCAACUCUCCCAAGCAGUUUUUCCAUUCACUCCCUCAUUCAAUAAAUUUGUUGAGCACCUACUAUGUACACUGUUAAAUAUCUUUGUGUUAGCAGAGAUUUUCAGUGUUUUUCCUUAAAAGGGUUUUUUCUAAACCUGUAAUUAUCAGGUCCUUGUAUGUUUUAGGGUAGAUCAGGGUUAAAAUCUCUACUAGCACUCAAGAGGAUUCAUGAUUAUAAAAAAAGAAUCUAGCUAAUGAUGAUUCCCUGUACUCAAUACUGACACAUCCUUCUUAAAAUCACAGCCUAAAUGAGGAAAAAUAUAUAACUAUCUCUUUACUAAAAGAAACUUUGUUUCCUAUCAUAGGCUGAAACUUAAAAAAAGAAAAUCUCAAAUGCAGAACAUCCACCAAAUAACCUUUUCUUAUUUUCCUAUUUUGUCGCCAUGUAACAUAAAAGUCUAGAUCCAGGUAGGGCUCUUCAUUAGCUUCCUAUUU
Messenger RNA from Capra hircus (goat), 6690 nucleotides. RefSeq names its product meiosis specific with coiled-coil domain (gene MEIOC). The coding region runs from base 1 to 2883 and encodes 960 amino acids. The transcript is spliced from 8 exons. Gene Ontology annotation, cellular component: cytoplasm; nucleus. Lineage: Eukaryota; Metazoa; Chordata; Mammalia; Artiodactyla; Bovidae. Gene Ontology annotation, biological process: male meiosis I; female meiosis I; mRNA stabilization. The record is from RefSeq and is a predicted model, not a curated record.